CUCGAAUCCGCUAUUUCCCUUUAUUCUCCCUUUUAUCACUUAUUCUCUACCCAGAACCUUCCAGAAAAUAACAAAACCUACCUCCAUCUCCCACUCCUUACGCGCCGCCUUUCAACGGUGUCUGAUCGCAUGAGUCUGGUUUCUUGCUUCUUGUUCGGUUGGUGGGAAAAUAAUUAUCGUUUGCGGUUAAUCACCUUUUAAAGAGCUAAAGGUACGCCCAAGGAAUCUCUCUCUCUUUGUCUGGAAAGUUCCCGUUCUGUACGGUUCGGAUUUAGAAUCGAACCGCAUGGCAUCAUUGCCGGCGGACCAACCGAGCGAAUCCACCGCCAGUGGUGCCGCUGACUCCCAACGAUCUUUACCUACUCCGUUCCUUACCAAAACCUAUCAACUCGUCGACGAUCCCUCCGUUAAUGACAUGAUUUCAUGGAACGAAGAUGGAUCAACCUUCAUUGUUUGGCGCCCCGCUGAAUUCGCCCGUGAUUUGCUCCCUAAAUACUUCAAACAUAACAACUUCUCUAGCUUCGUGCGCCAGCUCAACACAUAUGGAUUCAGGAAGGUAGUGCCGGAUCGAUGGGAGUUCGCUAACGAUUGUUUCCGAAGAGGUGAGAAAGGACUUCUCCGAGACAUACAACGUCGGAAAAUGACUCCUACCACUACUGCUCCUGCCGCGACGGUGACCGUGGCGGCGAUUCCUUGCAAGGUUUCCCCAUCCAAUUCAGGCGAUGAGCAGGUCAUUUCGUCCAACUCGCCACCUGUUGCCACCGUUUUGCACCGAACCACGAGCAGCACGACGCCAGAGCUUUUAGAGGAGAACGAGAGGCUCAGAAAAGAGAACAUGCAGCUGAACCACGAGUUGACUCAGUUGAAGGGAUUGUGCAACAAUAUACUAACUUUGAUGACGAACUAUGCUUCCGGUCAGUCGGAAAAUAAUUCAAAUUCAGCCGAAGGUAAGGCGUUGGAUCUUUUGCCGGCGAAGAAUUCGGGUACGAAAGCGGGAGGCGUGGGUCCGAAGGAGGCGGUGGAUAUGGAGGAGGAUGUGACGCCGAAAUUGUUCGGAGUUUCGAUUGGGUUGAAGCGCGUGAGGAGAGAGGAUUCGGUGGAGGAGCAGAAUAAUAAUCAAGAACUACAGCAGGAGAUAGAGUGUGAGCCCGGGGUUAAAGCAGAGCCGUUGGAUGGGAAGAGUGAUGAUCAGGAUUCUUCGUGGCUGGAGCUAGGGAAAUGAUCAAAUCCAGUGAUUCACAAUCUGAUCCUUAAUCAGUGGAUGAUAACGAUUAAGUGGUCCCACGUGAGCGUAUUUCGAAGAAAGACGCGUUUGGGAACACGACACUUCGCGUGUGGGAAGCAUUUGUUCUGGUUGCUUCUGGAAUCCGAAACUCCUUACAGAGACCUAAACGACAGCGCUUCGGAUGCCAAACGACAUGAAGGGGUCCAUCCGGCCAGCCUUUGAGCGAUGGUCAAUUAUGUAUCCACACCUUUGUAACAAAAAAUAUAUAUUUAAUCAAAAAAAUCUGAAUAAAUCUAAAGUUCAUUUA
Gossypium raimondii (Peruvian cotton) is the source of this 1532-nucleotide messenger RNA. Its product is annotated as heat stress transcription factor B-2b. Lineage: Eukaryota; Viridiplantae; Streptophyta; Magnoliopsida; Malvales; Malvaceae. Gene Ontology annotation, molecular function: DNA-binding transcription factor activity; RNA polymerase II cis-regulatory region sequence-specific DNA binding. The record is from RefSeq and is a predicted model, not a curated record. The transcript is spliced from 3 exons. Gene Ontology annotation, biological process: regulation of transcription by RNA polymerase II. The coding region runs from base 287 to 1222 and encodes 311 amino acids. Gene Ontology annotation, cellular component: nucleus.